Myripristis murdjan (pinecone soldierfish) is the source of this 8735-nucleotide messenger RNA. RefSeq names its product solute carrier family 45 member 4a (gene slc45a4a). The transcript is spliced from 17 exons. Gene Ontology annotation, molecular function: sucrose:proton symporter activity. The record is from RefSeq and is a predicted model, not a curated record. Lineage: Eukaryota; Metazoa; Chordata; Actinopteri; Holocentriformes; Holocentridae. Bases 1061 to 3754 code for a protein of 897 amino acids. Gene Ontology annotation, cellular component: membrane. Gene Ontology annotation, biological process: transmembrane transport.
CCUUUAAAGGCGUACUUAAAGCCCUAGCCUCGGCUGCAGAAGGACCAGAGAAACCUAUGCACCAAAACAAAGCUCCCGCAGGGCCGAGGGACGCUCGCACGGUACGCCGCUUACACGACACCGAGGAGCCGCGACAGUUUUGAAACGAGCCGGAGAGGUGCGACUUUAGGACCAGUGUUACCUUGUGACCUGAGCCAGAAGACAACGUCUCAACGACAUUUAUGAAGCUUUCAAGGCCUUUUGAUUGAUCAGCCAAUCGAUGGGGAUUUUCAGAGGAGCUCCGCCCACCUACACUGCCUGCCCUCCACCCCCUCCCCCCUGCAGCCUCUUCCUCACGCCCGCCCACUCCAUCACCCAUCCCUCCAUCCAGCCCUCCAUACAUAAAUUCAAUAUGACUCUGGAACGUACUGAGUGGUCAUCUAUAUGGAUUUUUACUGCUUGCAACAGACAGUAAAAAGGGGGAGAAACCUCAAUGACAAAUAAGCCAUAAACACACACGCACACACACACACAUACACAUACACACACAAACACACACACACACACACAUACAUACAUACACGCACACACACAUACACAUACAUACACACAAACGUCAUACCAAAUAAAACUGACAUUAUUUUAUUUUCAGACAGAAUCGCACAUUCAUCAUCAACACUCGAAACACACGGGCGUACGUGGGAAUGUACCGCACACUCUUCCUGUGAGGAAAAAUUCAACAGCUUCCUUCAUUUUGGGAUUUUUAAGAAGGCACUGCAGAGCUUUUUCUCGCCUGGGGGAAAAAAAAAAAACAAAGACGACGACAACGACGACAACGAAAGGAGGAUUAAAACGUGUGUUGAAUUUGAAAACUAAUGUACUCUUGGAGAACAACUUGUUUGCGGAUUUUUUUUUGACUCAUACAGAUCAAGGAAUACUGAUCUAUGCUAGAUAAAAGAUACACUUUUCUUAAUUGUUUUAUGUGUCUCGACCUCUUAGCAGGAUCAAGCUCUACAUUUUUUUGUUACUUUGCAAGGAGACUCUCUGUUACAGAGGGGUGUGCUUGUUUUCCAUUGCGUGCAUGCCCUCCGCCAUGCCUCCCCAGAACACAGAGGCUGACGCUAUGCAGGUCGGAUCUCUGGUGGGUGGGGUUAACACCAAAAGCCCCAUGGGAACAGGCUCGGAGGAGGGGAAAGGAGGAGGGGGAGGAGGAGGAGGAGGAGGAGGGAAAGAGACGGAUGGAUCAGGAGGAGGAGGAGGAGGAGCAGGAGCGGGAGGAGGGGAGGAGUCUGUGAGCGAGGGAUCGAUUGAAGGCAUUCCUCUGAGGAGAUGGGUGAUGCACGGGGCCGUGAUGUUCGGACGAGAGUUCUGCUACGCGAUGGAAACCGCCCUGGUGACGCCGGUACUGCUGCAGAUAGGUCUCCCAGAGCAAUACUACAGCCUGACGUGGUUCCUCAGUCCCGUCCUGGGCCUCCUCUUCACUCCUCUGAUUGGCUCAGCCAGUGACCGCUGCACUCUGCGAUGGGGCCGCAGACGACCGUUCAUCCUGGCUCUCUGUAUAGGAACCUUGCUGGGAGUGGCACUGUUUCUGAACGGAUCACUGAUAGGUCUGUCGCUGGGUGACGAGCAGGGCAGACAGCCAAUAGGAAUCGUUCUCACCGUGCUGGGGGUGGUGGUGUUGGAUUUCUGCGCCGACGCCACAGAGGGACCAAUCAGAGCUUACCUGUUAGACGUGGCCGACACGGAGGAACAAGACAUGGCACUCAACAUCCACGCCGCCUCAGCAGGUCUAGGCGGUGCAGUUGGCUAUGCUUUAGGAGGUCUAGACUGGACACACACCUUUCUAGGAGUGGCCUUCAAGUCCCAGGAGCAGAUCCUGUUCUUCUUCGCUGCCAUCCUGUUCUCUGUCUCUGUGGUGCUGCACCUCCUCAGCAUAGAGGAGCAGCAGUACUCCCCCCAACAUGACAGGCUCGACCAGGAGAGUCCAGAGCCCAACCACCCCCACCAUUCCUCCAAUGGCAGGACUGGGCUUCAGGCCCCCCAGCUGGAAAUGAUCGGAGAGGAUGAAACGGUUGACAGCUACGACCUCUAUGACACCUAUGAUGACGACCAAUCAGAAUGUGAGGAUGAUGACAUGGACUUCCUGGAGGUGGAGCUUGUGAGGAGUAAAAGUGACAGUGUUCUGGCCAUGGCAGACGCCACCCUGGACCACAUAGACCAUGAUGCAUUGUUCCUGCGCCACAUAGAGCCGUCCAUCUUCGCUGACCGCCUCUCACCCUAUCACGGCUCGCCUCCCACGACCAUGUCCUUCUUCUCCAACCACCGCAGCUCUCCCCCACCGGCCAAUCACAGGCGCAGCAGCAGCGCAGGGAGCCAGGAUCUGCUUCGCCCCCAAAACAGCCACCAGUCAUCACAGACUCCUGGCACCAGGAUUUCCCGCCUCUCGGCUUUCUUGCAGGAGAUGGAGCACGAUGACGGACAGGAAGCAUUGCUAAACAACCAGCUGAAUGAGCAGCGGACUCCCAAUGGCCGUCUGUUAGCCAAUGUAGCCAACGCUAACAGGGUUAGCGGUGGUGUUAACGGGCUGAGUGCUAAAGGACAAGCCCAUCGUGCUGGAAUGAUCAAAGCUGCCAGCACAGGAGCGUCUGGGCGCCAGUCCCGUCGCCGACACACCUUCUACCGCCAGCCGUCCUGCACCUUCUCUUACUACGGCCGGGUGGGGAGCCACCGCUACCGCUACCGCCGGGCCAACGCCGCCCUGCUCAUCAAGCCGUCCCGCAGCAUGAACGACCUGUACGAAGUGGAGGCCAGGCACAGGAAGAGACACAGACAGAGGGACAGGCACCGCAGCGGGAACACCAACUCCUCCAGCGGAGACACAGAGAGCGAGGAGGGGGAGGUUGAGACGACGGUGCGGCUGCUGUGGCUGUCCAUGCUGAAGAUGCCUCCAGAGCUGCUGCGGCUGUGCGCCUGUCACCUGCUCACCUGGUUCUCCAUCAUAGCCGAGGCCGUCUUCUACACCGACUUCAUGGGACAAGUCAUCUACCAUGGAGAUCCCACUGCUCCUGCUAACUCUACAGAGUUAGAUAAUUACCACCGAGGAGUUCAGAUGGGAUGUUGGGGACUGGUUAUAUACGCCAUGACUGCUGCUGCAUGCUCAGCUCUCCUACAGAAGUAUCUGGAUAACUUUGACCUGAGCAUCAAGGUCAUCUAUAUCCUGGGAACGCUUGGAUUCUCCAUAGGAACUGCUGUCAUGGCGAUAUUCCCUAAUGUGUAUGUUGCCAUGGUGAUGAUCAGCAGCAUGGGCAUCAUCUCUAUGAGUAUCUCCUACUGUCCUUAUGCUCUGCUAGGGCAAUACCACGAAAUCAAACAGUACAUCCAGCACAGUCCUGGUAACUCCCGGAGAGGCUUUGGUAUCGAUUGUGCCAUCUUAUCCUGCCAGGUGUACAUCAGUCAGAUCCUCGUGGCCUCAGCUCUGGGUGCUGUGGUGGAAGCGGUGGGCAGCGUCCGUGUCAUCCCCAUUGUGGCCUCCGUGGGCUCCCUCCUGGGAUUCCUCACCGCCUGCUUCCUGGUCAUUUACCCCACUCCCAACAACGGGGACAGGGAGUCGGCCAAAGCGCCAGAGAAGCGGGCCCUGACAGCGCCUGACAACACCAGCGGCAGCUGCGUGCCUGUCACCGUGGUUAUAGAGAAACCCAGCUUCCUGAAACUCAACAAGAAGGGCGGGGCCACCACCACCACUUCCUGUCACGUGGAGAAUGAGUCUACUCUGUGAUUGGCCGUUGAGAUUCGACAGAUCGGAGGCUACAGGUCACCGGCAAAACAAAUGGCAUCACCUCCAGCAGCAUCGCCGACAGAAACCAGACCUAAGGAUGCACCCCGUCCUUUUCCUCUUCUUCCUGCUUACUCUCAAGCCUGAGGAAUGAAUGCGGGGAUUUUUUUUUUCCAUAAAAGUAGAGUCGGUGGUUGGCCUCCAUUCGAUCUAGUCCACCACCUGCUGAUCCGGUCUGGCUUUGACUGAUGUGCUGUGCUCCAGUGUGGGUCAGCUUUUUUUGGGGCAGCUUUUUUUGGGAGCAAAGCAAAGAUCAAUACAAGUAAACAACUCUUGGUCUGAUUUGUUACCGACGCGCCAAGAAGGAGUCUGGUCCCGCCGCUGUUCAUCGAAAGUGUCACCGAAAUUCCUUCCACACAGCUGACCUGAUGCGUUUGUCAGGGUUCUCCAGAACUGAAUAAUUUAUAGAUUGUGGUCUUAAGGAGGAUGUAUUUGUUGUGGAGAGAAACACCUGUCUCUCUCUCUCAGGGCCUCUAGGAGGUGCUACUGAGCAGCCGCCUGGACAGAAAACUUCAGGGGACUCGCGUGCACACACACACACACACACACACACACACACACACACACAUACACACAGACACUUAAAUGCGUGCACCACACCUUCCACAUCAUCAUCGGGGUCAACGUGAACGAAUGAUGAAUAAUGAACAUUUUAGUCCUCGAAGCUGCAAUCGUGUGAAAAUGCUGAAAAUCGUUCUUCCUCGCUGACGGACUGGGUCGAUUGAAUCUUUGGUCGUCGAUGAAGAGGCUGAUUGAUGAGAGUGUGUCUGCUGACUCGGCGUCUCCUGCCGCGGCGCUGCGCUCACCAAAUGAAAGCCAACGUGCUCUGCUCUGCAGACCUUUACGUGACUCUGACUGUAGCUUUAAGACUUUAGAGACCUUUUAAAGCAGAGUUUCUUCAGCUGAUCCAGGGGGCUUCCUUUGAAUCCCCGCAUGGUGAGUUUUAAUGAGCCUGGUUCCUGGGGAGAGCUUGACUCCCCAAAUAAGUUUGUGGGCCUGUUUCGUUUUGCCCUCACUCCACAUGACAAGAGCCCUAAAAUGUUUGAUUGAGCCUUUGUCCCAGGGCAGAGACCACAUUUACUCAGUUUGGGUCCCACAGUGACUCUAAGGUGCAGAGUACAGGUGUAAGGCGAUUUCCAGUAAAGACAAAGUACAGUAACAUGGACAUGUAGGUGUAUUUUUCUGACCUCUAUCAAGAGUGGAAUUCCAGUACCAGGACAGAUGCAAUACAUGCAGUAUACAGGGCAUUAUUACCCCAAAAGAUUAUUUACUGAUAUAUUGAGAAACCAGAGUAAUGUUUGAAAAUGGUGUUUCAAAAUCAUAAAUGAUGCUGAUAGUAAUGUUUGUUUGUAAUAAUCAGACUAACCUACAUGCUGCAUGUUAGAGGAGCCGAGAAGAGAGAGAAACCAAACAUCAGAGGAGAGGAGAUGUGAAGUCAGCCAUUUGUUCUCUCUCCCUCCUUUUUUUGUUUUUUUUGUUUGUUUUUUUUGUUUGGGUUUAAGAAAAUGCCAUUAGUGUGUCAGUCACUGCACAUUACCUGAGUUGUUGUUAAAGUGUUGAGUGGACCCAGGUCAGAGAAGCGUUGUUUGAAAUCCUUUGGGGGUGUUACAUUUGUUCUCCUUGGAGGAUCAGAAGGACGGGGCUUCCUAAAUAUUAAAUCCAGUUACUGUUACUGUCUGAAAGAGGACUUGAGGAUGGGUCAACAGAGUAUUAGAUGAUUAGAUCCCAGGGAUUUUGAUGGCGAAAAUCAAAGGCAGGGCCGUGUUUCCAAAGGCCAUGCAGUGUAACAAAAGCUGAAUAAAUCCUUCCGGUCCUGAGAGUUGGUAAGCUCUAAUAACAGGGUCAAUUUUGAUGCGUUAGUCUACAGUCGGCCUACACAGCAACAAACAAGAACAGGUUGAGCUCGCUGAGAAAAUUGCAGGAAACUAUGGAUCUGCACAAGAGGAACCAGAUGAGCGAGUCAGCCUUGUUGCUUUGCUGCUUGCACAGCAUCGAGCCGGCUGAAUCAUUCACAGAGACGGAUAUGAGAGGAUUUGAGGUGCUGCUCAGAUCUGUGUUAUGGCACAAUACGAGACAGCUGAAUGGAUGUCGGACAGAGUGCCUGCUUUAGGCAGAGGAGGGGACGGACAAGGAGGGAGAGGAAAGAGGGAUGAAGGGAUAGAGGGGCCUGCAGGCUUGCAGGAAAAGUUAGCAGAACCUGAACUAAAUCCUCUUAAACCUGCACUAUGUGAUUUCAGAAUCUAGUAACAAUCCUGAAACUAACGUGUGCUUUUUGGAGACUUUUUUGAAGCACAAUGUUAUAAACCAAUGCCUAUUUGUGCAGACGAAUAGGUGUGUUGCCAAAUUCCACACCAGAACCAGGCUUCUUCCACUCUUCCCUUCCCUGAAAAUUCACAAUGAAUCCAUGAAGUGAAUGCGUGCAGCAACAGAGGCAAGUGCCGGCUCUAAUCUGAUAAGGCCACGCUCUCACUCAGAAAGAGAAUCUAAGAAUGAAAAAAGAAAAGUCAUAGACGCCAUGCUUGAUUUAGCUUAGCUACAGUAUUAGCCUGCAGGCGGCUGUAUAAGUUUACAUUCAAACGUGUUGCUGCUCUCAACACCAUGUAGGGGUCAGAUAAAACCACAUAGUGCACGUUUCAGCACAAGUUGGCUUCUGAACGCGUGGCAUAAUCCAGAGGACUCAGAGGAUGUAGGCAGAAGGUGAAAUAAUUGGACAGUCCCUGGUGUGACACAGGACACUAACAACCGACCACUUUGAAACUGCAGGUUUGCAUCUCGCCGGGCGAUUACAAUUUCAUUAGGAAAACUUCCAACUUUGCUGUUACAAUAACUGCAAAUUAACAACCAAGAAAAACGAAAAAUGAAGCGAGUUCGCCUGUAGCCAUGAUUCAAAAGCUCUCAAAGGCCUCUCUCAUAUUCAAAGGCCUCUCUCAUAUCUUUCCUCACUCUUUCCUCAGUGAUUAGUUACUGAACCCAGCAGCUUCUGAUUUGCUUCUGAUUGCAGCCUUUUGCUCCCCUCAAAGCAAUUAAAACAAAUGCCUACCAGGAGGGAUCCCAAGAGGCUUUUGUAAAAUACAGGGGUGUAACACCAGAUGAGAUUAAAGGACAGGCGGUGUGUAGGUGGCGGUGGUGGAGGGAGUGUGUCUGUGUGCAGAAUGUAGCAAAGGGGAUUAGACUGACAGGUGGAUAUAGACCACAUCACUGCUUACAGGUCAGUGUGUGUGACUGUAUCCACCAAAAGGGGUUCCGGUAAGUUGUAGAAAAAUCUCUUAUCCGUACUUUUGCUACUGAGUGUAAACCAAUUAAGAUUUAAUAGGCUUAAUAUUUGGAAUGUUUCUGUAGCAGAAUGAUGCCGAGCACGUCAAACCAACUUUGAACUUGAAAGGUCAAAACGAAAGCAUCGAGAGUUUAUGUGUUGUUUUUUCUGACAAAUCAGAUUAGCUGUUGCAAUAAUGGCCUGGGUUAAUCAGUUUUUGGGGGGAUUGUGGGAUUGUUUUUGGAGGUGGUCUGUAUUAUUUCUGCGAAUGUUUGCCUUUAUGGAGCAGGGUUGUUUUGUUUGUAAAAAAAAAAAAAAAACAAAAAACUCUUUGGCUGCAUUUGCCAGGGUGGAGGCUGCAGAUUUGGGUCAAUUCCCUGAAGCAUGCAAAUUGGAAGCAAUCAAAAUGUAAAUUGCAACGAGCAGAUGUACUAAUUACAGAGGAUUUUAUUCUAACCUAUUUGAAUUGAUUUGAUAGUAUGUUAAAAUGCGUUUAUUGGAUUUUUUUUUUUUUUUUUUAAUUUCACUUACUGAGUUGAAUGUUUUAUUCAUUAUGUUGGGGGUGGGUUCAGAGGUUAGGCGUUUUAGAAGAAUUUGAUUCCUUCCACUGUUUCAGGUUUAUUCCUUCAGCCCCAGAGCAGAACAGAGUAUGGUAUUUUUCACCCUGAGUUGAUGCUGCUCUGGCUGUGGCAUAAGGCCAAAAAAAAAAAAAAAAAAAAACAAAAGAAAAGAAAAGAAAAGGACAAGACGAUGACAAAAGACAAGGAAAGACAGGUGCCAUGCCUGCUCUGCUGAAGAACAAGGGGCUUUUACGACUCCUUAGGGCAAUAAAAUAAUGGAUGUUUCCGUACAGCUUCAGUUUUAAGUAAAAAAAAAAAAAAAAAAAAUCACAAAAUUUGGAGAAACGGGGUUUGCAUGCGACAACACCGAUAUGCAUGUGUGGAACACCAAAGUAUGACUGUGUACAAAUCAUUCUAGUCCUUUCUUUGCUGUCCUAUAGGUCAGGGAUAUAUUUUCUAAUGCAUGGCUGGACGUUGGUGUCUUUUGUUUGAACUUAAUGUAUAAAAUUCUACAUGUACUCUGUAACCUGAAGCAUUGUGCGGGGUCUGGGUUGGCACACUCAUAACAAGCCUUUUUGUAAAAAAAAAAAAUAUAUAUUAUUUUCUGAGUGUACUUUGAGACAACACGGUGUGUGUGUUACUUGCUGGAGAGUAACUCGAGAUGUGUGUGUUGCUGCAGAGGGCGCUCCUUGUUGGCAGUAUAGGGGAGAAACACCGGGCUGCGGAUACUUGAAAUGCAUCUUGAGUGUUUCUGGUCAAACGCGGUGGGAAAGUCUUUGAUUUUGGGGUUUCGCUCUUACUGUCACGAGCCUUUUUUGUUUUUUGUUUUUUUUUUCUCUUACCGUAGACUCCGGAAUGUUGAGGUAACGCGGCCUCUCGCAAGGCCUGCUGGGAGAUUGAGUUCCUUUAUUUCCUUGAUUCCAUCAGGUGACUUGAUUAAGUCAAUGAAUGUAAAAUGAUUUCAGCCGGAAUCAUUUUUGCUUUGUUGUUCGACAAGCCAGGGGUGUCUGACAUUGCACAGAACUUGCACAUACUGAGUUUAAAGACAAAAAUAAAAAUAAAUUAAAAAAAAAAAAAAAAAAGUAGAACUGUCCUGCAAAACGGAAGAAGA